Hibiscus syriacus is the source of this 1142-nucleotide messenger RNA. RefSeq lists its product as uncharacterized. The coding region runs from base 233 to 1054 and encodes 273 amino acids. Lineage: Eukaryota; Viridiplantae; Streptophyta; Magnoliopsida; Malvales; Malvaceae. Gene Ontology annotation, cellular component: membrane; clathrin vesicle coat. Gene Ontology annotation, biological process: endocytosis. The record is from RefSeq and is a predicted model, not a curated record. The transcript has 3 exons.
AAACAGAAAGGGUAAAAGAGUAAUUGAGAACUUCACCUCUUCCCCAGGAGGCAGUUGACAUUUCAAUCACUCUUAGAAUCCAAGUCUCUCUGGCAUCCACCCCUCUCCACAUCCGAUUACUCCCUCCCACCUCUGAUCUCUCUCUCCCAGUCUCCAAAUUUCCUCUCAAAAUUUUCAUUAUUCGUUUCAAAAAUAAACCCUAAUCCCAUCACCUCCACCGCAUUUCUCCGAAAUGUCGUUCGAUGAAGAAGAAUCAAUCGAACACACCUUACUCGUAGUUCGCGAAGUCUCCGUCUACAAAAUCCCGCCCCGCUCCACCUCCGGCGGUUACAAAUGCGGCGAGUGGCUCCAAUCCGACAAGAUCUGGUCGGGUCGUCUCCGGGUCGUUUCCUGCAAGGACCGCUGCGAGAUCCGAUUAGAGGAUCCCAACUCGGGUGACCUCUUCGCCGCUUGCUUCAUACACCCGGGUCAGCGCGAGAGUUCCGUCGAGCCGGCUCUCGAUUCCUCUCGUUACUUCGUGCUCAAGAUCGAGGACGGGAAUGGUAAACACGCGUUUAUCGGGCUCGGGUUUAAUGAACGGAACGAGGCGUUCGAUUUCAACGUGGCGUUGUCCGAUCACGAGAAGCAUGUUAGAUGGGAGAACGAGAAAGAGACUGGUGAGACGAGUGAGAAUGAUUCUCACAUCGAUAUUCAUCCCGCUGUUAAUCAUAGAUUGAAGGAAGGUGAGACUAUAAGGAUUAACGUGAAGCACAAGCCAUCUAGUGGGACUGGUAUGCUUUCAUCUGCUGGAUUGUCCGGGGGAAAGCCUAAGACUUUGAGCCUUGCUCCACCGCCCAGUGGUGCUGGAAAAAUAAGGUCUCCUCUCCCACCUCCUCCUAAUGACCCUGUUGCUGCUCGGCGAACCUCUUCUAGUCAAGGUGUUGGUCAAAUAACACCCAAAGAAAACAUGAAACAAACCAACCCUUCAACAUAUUUUCCUCAACUAGAGAGGAAUGUUCCUGCUACCGGAUCAGGAUCUUCGAAGACCACUGCAUCAGGAUGGGCAGCUUUCUGAAUUGCGAGACCAUUUGUUCUAGAAUAUGUAAGCUCUACUGUUUGAUGUUUUUGAUAUGUUAAAAAAGAAAGGAGGAAAAAAGAAGAAA